Molecule: messenger RNA, 306 nt
Organism: Staurois parvus
Lineage: Eukaryota; Metazoa; Chordata; Amphibia; Anura; Ranidae
Source: the annotation of a GenBank genome assembly
AGAAGAACAGAGACCCAAUGAUGACAUCACUGGUCUAAAAUAAAGGCUGCAGCCAUACUACAGGAGACGGUCAGAGACUGCAGACAUAGUACAGGAGACGGUCAGAGACUGCAGACAUUUGUACAGGAGAUGGUCAGAGACUGCAGACACAGUACAGGAGACGGUCAGAGACUGCAGACAAUCUACAGGAGACGGUCAGAGACUGCAGACAAUCUACAGGAGAUGGUCAGAGACUGCAGACAUGGUACAGGAGACGACCAGAGACUGCAGACAGGAGAUGACCAGAGACUGCGGACACAGUACAGG